GUUCCAGCCGGGCGGGGUGGGAAGGGGUGUUAGGGCGGGAUUGUGACAUAAGAUUGCCCUGGUGACAUGGAGCAGAUCUGGACCCAAGCCUAAUAAAGGUGGCAUAAAUAAAGGUGUCAUAAAGACAGGGCGGGGCACAUGCUUGUAAGAGGCACGAGCAUCUUAGGGUUGCCAGAAUGACUCCCGCUCAGUGCGCAGCACUCAUGUGUGUCAUGUUCUGGCUGCGUUUCUGGGGCCCAUGGCCCCUCCUCACAUGGCAACUAUUGUGUCUACUAGUCAAGGAGACUCAGCCUCUGGAGUGGGUCAAGGACCCACUCCAGCUGACCUCUAACCCCCUGGGACCGCCUGAGCCCCGGUCUUCCCGCUCCUCCCAUCUCCCAUGGGAAUCUCCCCAUGCGCCCACUCCCCCGGCAGACCCGGGGGACUUUGAUUACCUGGGGCCCUCUGCUUCCUCGCAGAUGUCAGCCCUGCCCCAGGAAUCGACUGAAAAUUUGGUUCCAUUCCUGGACACGGAUUCAGCUGAAGAGCUGCCCCUGGGGCCAGAGCAGUUCUCCGCUGCACACCAGGAUUUAAAUGACAAGCUGACUCCGGAAGAAAGGCUCCCAGAGAUUUCAAAACCAACCACAUUUAUUGUUUCGCCCAAGAACCUGAAGAAAGAUCUAGCUGAGCGUUGGAGCCUUGCUGAGAUUGUUGGAAUUCCACACCGAUUAUCCAAACCUCAGCGUGAGAAACAGACUUUGCAGGAUGAAUAUUCGAGUAUGGACACACUGUAUCCCGGCGGCCUGCCUCCAGAACUCCGGGUGAACUCAGAUGAGCCUCCAGGGCCCCCUGAGCGAGUUGGACUUUCUCAAUUCCAUCUAGAGCCGGAAACUCAAAAUCCAGAGACCCUUGAACACAUCCAAUCCUCUUUACUCCAGCAAGAAGCCCCAGGGCAGCUUCCACAGCUCCCUGAGGAGGAAGAACCUUCUUCUACCCAGCAGGUGGCCCCAGCUCUGCCUCCAGCAUCCUCUAUGGAAAGUCUAACUCUACCAAAUCGUGAGGUGACAGUUCAGCCUCCAGGUGAGGAUCAAGCUCAUUAUAACUUGCCUAGCAUUAUAGUUAAACCUGCAGAUGUGGAGGUUCCCAUGACUCCAGAGGCUGAAAACGAGACAGAAUCUUCUGAAGUCCAGCAGGAGUCCCCAGGUCAGCCUCCAGAGGAGGUGGAACCUUCUGCAACCCAACAGGAGCCCCCAACUGAGCCUCCAGGUCCUCCUGUGGAGCCUGAACUUUCCCCCAGUGAGCAGGAGCAGCCAGCUCAGCCUUCUGAGUCUUCUGGGGAGGUUGAAUCUUCUCCAGCCCUGCAGGAGACCCCAGCUCAGCCUCCAGAACAUCAUGAAGUCACAGUUUCACCUCCUGGUCACCAUCAGACUCAGCAUUCAGAUAUGCCCAGUGUCUCUGUUAAGCCUCCAGAUGUGCAGCUCACCAUAGCAACAGAGCCUAGUGCAGAGGUGGGAACUUCUCCAGUCCUCCAGGAGGCUACAGCUCAGCUUUCAGGGCCAGGUAAUGAUGUAGAACCUCCCACCAUCCAGCACGGGGGCCCACCUCUGCCUCCAGAGUCACUGGAAGAGGCUGGACCUUUAGCAAUUCAACAGGAGACUUCAGUUCAAUCUCCGGAAUCUAUUAAUAAUGAGAACCCCUCUCCAACCCAGCAGGAGGCUGCAGCUGAGCAUCCACAGACCGCUGAGGAGGGUGAGUCUUCUCUAACCCAGCAGGAGGCCCCAGCUCAGACUCCAGAGCUCCCUAAUGUAGUUGUAGCUCAACCUCCAGAGCAUUCAAACCUGACUCAAGCCACAGUUCAACCUUUGGACCUGGGACUUACCAUCACUCCAGAAUCCGUGACAGAGGUUAAACUUUCUCCAACCAUGCAGGAGACCCCAACUCAGCCUCCCAAGAAAGUUGUAUCCCAACUUCCAGUACAUCAAGAGAUAACAAUUCCAACACCAGGUCAGGAUGAAGCUCAGCAUCCAAUGUCACCCAGCAUUACAGUUCAACCUUUGGACCUGGGACUUACCAUCGCUCCAGAACCCACUACGGAGGCUGAACAUUCUACACCCCUGAAGAAGACUAUAGCUCCUCCAAAACAUCCUAAGGUGAUACUUCCACAUCCAGACCAGGUUCAGACUCAGUAUUUACACCUGACUCAAGCCACAGUUCAACCUUUGGAUCUGGGGUUUAUCAUCACUCCAGAAUCCACAACAGAGGUUGAACUUUCUACUAUCCUGAUGACUACAGCUCCUCCUCCAGAACACCCUGAGGUGACACUUCCACCUUCAGACAAGGGUCAGGCUCAGCAUUCACACCUGACUCAAGGCACAGUUCAACCUCUGGCCCUGGAGCUUACCAUAACUACAGAACCUACUACAGAGGUUAAACCAUCUCCAACCAUAGAGGAGACCUCAACUCAGCCUCCAGACCCGGGACUUGCCUUAACUCCAGAGCCCACUACAGAGACUGGACAUUCUACAGCCCUGGAGACGACUACAGCUCCUCGUCCAGACCAGGUUCAGACUCUGCAUCAAAGCCUGACUGAAGUCACAGGUCCACAUACUGAACUAGAACCCACUCGGGAUUCAUUGGUACAGUCUGAAAGUCACGCCCAAAAUAAGACUUUAACUGCAUCAGAGGAACAGAAGGCCUCCAUAAGCACCAACAUAUGUGAACUCUGUACCUGCGGAGAUGAGACACUGUCAUGUGUUAAUCUCAGCCCAAAGCAGAGGUUCCGCCAAGUGCCUGUGCCAGAGCCCAACACCUACAAUGGCACCUUCACCAUCUUAAAUUUCCAAGGAAACUAUAUUCCUCACAUUGAUGGAAAUGUAUGGAAAGCAUACAGUUGGACCGAGAAACUAAUUCUCAAUGAAAAUUAUUUGACUGAAUUACAUAAGGAUUCAUUUGAAGGCCUGCUAUCCCUCCAGUAUUUAGAUUUAUCCUGCAAUAAAAUACAGUCUAUUGAAAGACAUACAUUUGAACCACUACCAUUUUUGCAAUAUAUAAAUCUUGGUUGCAAUUUACUCACAGAACUGAGCUUUGGAACAUUUCAGGCCUGGCACGGAAUGCAGUUUUUAUACAAGUUAAUUCUCAAUCGCAAUCCUCUGACAACUGUUGAAGAUCCGUAUCUCUUUAAAUUGCCGGCAUUAAAAUAUUUAGACAUGGGAACAACUCAAGUCCCACUUGCAACACUUAAGAACAUUCUCACGAUGACUGUUGAACUGGAAAAACUGAUCUUACCUAGCCGUAUGGCCUGCUGCCUCUGCCAAUUUAAAAACAGCAUUGAGGCUGUCUGCAAGACAGUCAAGCUGCAUUGCAACAGUGCAUGUCUGACAAACACCAUACAUUGUCCUGAAGAAGCAUCUGUAGGGAAUCCAGAAGGAGCGUUCAUGAAGGUGUUACAGGCCCGGAAGAAGCACACGAGCACUGAGCUGACUAUUGAGCCGGAGGCGCCCUCAGACAGCAGUGGCAUCAACUUGUCAGGCUUUGGGAGUGAGCAGCUAGACACCAAUGACGAGAGUGAGGUUAUCAGUGCACUGAGUUACAUCUUGCCGUAUUUCUCAGCAGGAAAUCUAGAUGCGGAAUCAAUGUUGUUACCGUUCAUGAAACUGCUCUUUUCUAAUGCACAAGAUGGAGACAGGCCCCUGAGUAUUUUGCAAAACAAUACAAAGGGCCCCUCUCUUCAACCUGCAUCCAACAACUCAACUUAUGAAAGUAAAUUGAGAAAGCUGUACUUCCUGGAAAAUAUGUUAGAUACAGAAAUACAAGAAAAAAUCGAUAAAGUUAAAAGGGAAGAAAAAACUGCCAUGCUUAUGCAGACCAGCCUUCUAGGUAACAAAUUUAAACACCAAAUAUUUGAAAAGAAAUUAGAAACUGUCCAACCACAGGAAAACAGCCUGGUAAAGAUUCAAAGUGUAGGCAAAAACCUGCAGAGAGUGAACAGAGUCCUCACGGGCCCAAGGAGCAUCCAGAAAAGGCACUUCAAAGAGGUGGGAAAGCAGAGUACCAGGAGGGAAGAGGGUGCGCAGGCAUUUGUGGAGAGCGCUGCCCAAGAAAAAAGGCUUGGGAGCCCGGUCUCAAGGGAGCUGGGACAGCCUCACAUAGAGCAGGGGCCCGAGAAGUUACCGGGAAAUGCCAUCUAUGCGAAGCCUUCAUUCACCCAAGAGCGUAAGGUGGCAGUCUCCUCUGUGCUGAAACCCUUCUCCAUGGGCGAGCCUUCUGCCUCCACCCCUGCAAAAGCCCUACCUGAGGUCAGAGACAGAUCAAAAGACUUAACCCACGCUGUUUUCAUUUUAGAAAAUGCAAAGGCUAGAGUUAAGAAUAUGAAGGCUGCUAAACCAAUCGUACAUUCCAGAAAAAACUACCGCUUUCAUAAAAUUCACUCCUGUGUGGCCCACAGCACACCCAAGGCCAAAAAGAGUCAAAAGUUGAGAAAGAAAAGUUAUCUCGAUAGACUGAUGCUUGCAAACAGGCCGCCGUUCUCUGCAGUGAACAGCCUCAUAAAUUCCCCUUCACAAGGGGCUUUUUUGCCUUUAGUAGACCUGAGUCCUAAGGAAAAUCCUUUUCCUAAACUAUUUGAUACUUCAGAACAUGUUAUAGAGAACACUAAUGUAAAGAACACAACUGCAAGAAAUGCCUUCAAAGAAAAUAUUUUUAUGGAAAACACUACUAUGCCGGAAGGCACCAUCUCUGAAAACACAACCUACAAUCCUCCUCCUGAGGCAGAUUCCCCUGGGACUGCAUUCAACUUAGUUAAACGAACUAAUCAGACACAAUGGGAAUACAACAACGUGGGCACUGACCUGUCCCCCGAGCCCAAAAGCUUCAAUUACCCGUUGCUCUCAUCCCCAGGUGAUCAGUUUGAAAUUCAGCUAACCGAGCAGCUACGGUCCCUCAUCCCCAGCGAGGAUGUGAGAAAGUUUAUUUCUCAUGUUAUCCGGACCUUAAAGAUGGACUGCUCUGAAACUCGUGUGCAACUGACCUGUGCCAAGCUCAUCUCCAGGACAGGCCUCCUGAUGAAGCUUCUCAGUGAGCAGAAGGAAGUAAAGGCGUCCAAGGCAGAAUGGGAUACGGAACAGUGGAAAACUGAGAACUAUAUUAAUGAGAGCACGGAAGCCCAGAGUGAACAGAAAGAGCAGAGGUUGAGUGAGCUCAUUAAAGACGUUCCAGGAUAUGGCUAUAACAACAAACUCAUCUUGGCAAUAUCUGUGACUGUAAUACUAACAAUUUUGAUCAUAAUUUUUUGUCUCAUUGAGAUUCAUUCCCACAAAAGGGCAUCACAGGAGGAUAAAGGAGACUCAUCACGGAUUCAUUCCUACAAAAGGGCAUCAGAGGAAGAUAAAGAAGACUCAUCAGUGUCAGGCCCCUGAGCCAAGUUAAGGCAUCCAGAUGGCCUGGAGCCAUGUUUUUUAAAUUUUAUUAUUAAGUAUUGUUUUUUUACUGGUUAAAUCAAUGAUAACAUUCUUUACUUUGUGGUUGUGUUCCUCAAAAUGAGGAUUUUUAACAAUAAUAAAAAUAAAGCUUGUUAGAUCAUUUUUAAUUUUAAUAAAUUGGUUCCUAAAGAUUUGACUAAAGAGAAAACUAGGCCAAUCUAAGCAGAGUCCAAAUGAAGUAGAAAGUCCAUAGAGAACGAGGAAAAAAGGAAAUUGUUGAACCACAGACACAGUAAAAGGAAAAAACUGGGCAGGUGCAGUGACUCACACCUAUAAUCCCAGCACUUUGGG
Molecule: messenger RNA, 5747 nt
Organism: Chlorocebus sabaeus (green monkey)
Lineage: Eukaryota; Metazoa; Chordata; Mammalia; Primates; Cercopithecidae
Source: RefSeq, a predicted model, not a curated record